Messenger RNA from Lactuca saligna, 3880 nucleotides. Lineage: Eukaryota; Viridiplantae; Streptophyta; Magnoliopsida; Asterales; Asteraceae. The record is from the annotation of a GenBank genome assembly.
CAAAUUACCCUAAACCAUAGGGACCAUUCGUGUAAUUUACUCUUAAUUUUAACGACUCUAUCAUAUUAGAGUUGUGAGUGUGAUAGAUAAGUAUGAUAUAAAGGAUUAACUUGUACACAUAAUUUGAAUUUUUGGAUAAUUAUUUCAAUUUCUGUUUGGUUUCAGGUAGAGGCCACCGGCCACCGCUUCCGAAAGCUUCUUUUUCAGUACACACUUCCAAGUUCCACGUCUCCAUGUAAAACUCUACCUCCCCUUCCACCGCAUAACCCUUCGUCUCUCUCUGUAACACUCUCUCCAAACGUGUCUGAUGUUUCAUGUUCAAUUCUGCGACCCAAGAGCUAUACAAAAUCAAUCGGAACUUGUUUCCUUCUCAUGAUCCACGAUAAUUCACACCACGGUUGGUUUUUUUCCGACUUCUCAGUCUGUUCUUGUUCUUGUUUAGUUGGAUAAUUGAAGAGAUUAACCAUGAAACGGACUAAAUUAGACGGGUUCAUGUCUUUCAGACAGAAAAGAUGGAUUCAAUUUCUGAUCGGCGUAGGGAUUUUGUAUCUGCUGCUCAUGGUCAAUUUCGAAGCACCCUUCCUGUUCAAAUCAGUUACUCGAGAAAAAGAUGCAGAACAAAGUUCUAGAAAUACCUUGUUCUUCACCGAAGGAUUGUCCAAGGAAUCGUUAGUCUUAGACAGUGAAGAAGAAUCCCCAAUUCGACCUCUGAAAGUCCCCCAUUAUGCUCCAUCAAAUCCUAGGCAUGUUGGAAAAAUCCGCGAAUUCAAAGCUUUAUCAAACUUGAAUUUUGACGUCGACUUUGUAAACACUACACCUGGAUUUGGGGGAAUUCAAACAUCUGCAAAAGAAGCUUUUCUCGUAGGGAAGAGUUUCUGGGAAGAAGUUGAAUCACCAUCGAAAAACAACAUAACAGAAGGUAUCAAAAACCAAACUAUCGAGACUUGCCCUGGUUCGAUUACGCUAUCAGGUUCUGGUUUCCGAAAAAAGGGAAACAUUAUCGUGCUUCCUUGUGGGAUGACAUUGGGUUCACAUAUAACUCUUGUCGGGAAACCUAGAAACGCUCAUUUUGAACAAGACCCAAAGAUCUCAUUGUUGAAACAGGGUGAGGUUUCACAGUUUAUGAUGGAGUUGCAGGGUUUGAAAACUGUUGAUGGGGAAGACCCACCAAGAAUUUUGCAUUUUAAUCCUCGAUUGAAGGGUGAUUGGAGUGGAAAACCUGUAAUUGAACAGAACACUUGUUACAGAAUGCAAUGGGGCAUUGCUCAUCGAUGCGAAGGAUGGAAGUCUAGGGUUGAAGAAGAGACUGUUGAUGGUAAGGUGAAAUGCGAGAAGUGGGUUCGUGAUGAUGAUGGUCACCUCGAAGAUUCAAAAGCAAAUUGGUGGUUGAAGAGAGUGAUAGGCCGAACCAAGGUGCCUUUUGAUUGGCCCUUUCCCUUUGUAGAAGGGAAGCUAUUUGUCCUCACUCUUAGCGUGGGUUUAGAGGGUUAUCAUGUCUAUGUUGAUGGCAGGCACAUCACUUCAUUUCCUUAUCGAACAGGAUUUGCAUUGGAGGAUGCUACGGGUUUGGCUUUGAAAGGGGACAUUGAUGUCCACACUAUACUUGCUGCCUCUCUUCCUUCUACACAUCCAAGUUUCGCACCCCAAAAACACCUUGAAAUGUCCCAAAAAUGGAAGGCGCCGCCUCAUCCAAGUGGGCCCAUCGAUCUGUUUAUUGGAAUUCUUUCAUCAGGAAAUCAUUUCGCCGAGCGAAUGGCAGUUAGGAAGUCAUGGAUGCAACAUGAUCUCAUCAAGUCUUCUCAUGUCGUUGCUCGUUUCUUUGUGGCACUCCACGCAAGAAAAGAAGUGAAUGUCGAGUUAAAGAAAGAAGCCGACUUCUUUGGCGAUAUCGUCAUUGUACCUUACAUGGAUCAUUACGAUCUCGUUGUUUUGAAAACCAUUGCAAUAUGCGAAUAUGGGGUUCAUACGGCUUCCGCAAAGUAUAUCAUGAAAUGUGAUGAUGACACGUUUGUUAGAGUCGACAUUGUUUUAAACGAGGCAAACAAAGUAAGCGAUGGCAAAAGCAUGUAUGUGGGAAACAUCAAUUACUAUCAUCAACCUUUACGCUAUGGGAAAUGGGCCGUAACAUAUGAGGAAUGGCCAGGAGAAGAUUAUCCACCAUAUGCAAACGGUCCGGGGUAUGUUAUAUCAUCGGAUAUUGCCGAGUUCAUAGCAUCGGAGUUCGAGAAGCAUAAAUUGAAGUUGUUUAAGAUGGAAGAUGUGAGCAUGGGAAUGUGGGUCGAGCAAUUCAACAAAAAGAAGCUGGUUGAUUACGUUCAUAGUUUGAAGUAUUGCCAGUUUGGUUGCAUAGAAGAUUAUUAUACAGCACAUUAUCAAUCUCCAAGACAAAUGGUAUGCUUGUGGAACAAAUUACAGCUUCUUGGACGACCAGAAUGUUGUAACAUGAGAUAGCGUCUUUGUAAAUUGUAACUUACAAUAGACACGUACAGAAUGAAAUUUUUUUCCAUACAAAAUGUAGGAAAUAAGAAAUUAGUAGCUUUUGGGGUUUUGAUAUUUUAAGCACAACAAAUGGUACAAUUUAGCUUCUACAACUGAAAUCCUGAGAGAGAGAGAGAGAGAGAGAGAGAGAGAGAGUCUAUAUGAUAAGUGAUGACGAUUCUUACUAAACAUUACACCGACUGAAAAAUGAGUUUGACUCUAAAAAUUGACUCACAAAUCUAGAAGUUAUCUGUAUCAUCAUCCUUAAUGGAACCAUCUUCAAAACCAGAACCUGGUGCAAGCUCAUUUAAAUCAAGAAACCUUCUUUUUCUUGCACCAUUUUCAUUCUCAAAUUCAUCUUCAACCGGACUAUCUAACUUCAUGGGUUCUUCCUCUUCCUGUUGGAUGUUUUUUUCAUGUUCUUGAAUCAUGGGUUCUUGUUCCUCUAUCUUCAUCUCUUCAUGAUCACGAUCGUUGUUCUCACCUUCAGUGUCGUUAUCAUCACUGCUUCCCAUUGAGAAUCCGGAUUUCUCUUCGCUCGAUUCCGAGUGUUUAUCGGAGCUCUCCGAAGUCUCCGGCUUUGCUGAUUCCGGUUCCGGUUCCGUAUCGGAAAACUCGUAUUGUUUGUAAUCGAUACGGUUCCGGGUGGCCCGUCUGCUGCGUCUGGGGCCCGAUUUGGAUUCAUUCACCGAUCUCAACUUUGUUCCUCGCCUGGUCCGGGGUAAUUUCUUGUAUCUUUUUGGGCUAUCAUCAUCACUGUCUUCUUCUUCACUUUCAUUUAAAGAAUCUUCUCCUUCAUCUUCAUCUUCUUCAUCUUCCUCAUUGUUAUCACCAUCCCAUCGAUACUCUUCAUCUCCUUCUGAACUACUCGACACCUUCCUUCUUUCUUUUCUUCUCUUUAAAUAUUCUUCAUCGUACACAGCUUCACCAACUAUAUCAUCAUCAUCAUCGUCGUCUUCUUCUUCAUCAUAAUCUGUUUCAACAAACUCAUGUGCGGAGUACCGUUGAGGCCUCUCUCUCCUCCGAUUACUAAAAAUGUAAAAUGACGAUUUUAGCCGUGGACUUUACGAAAGGAAAAGUCGAAAGAAUAUACCUACCUGCGGUCCAAUUGUUCGGAUUUAUGAUCGGAAUCACUUCCGACGUCGUUUAGUGAAUCGGGCGAUGGAGGGGUAAAUGUGGAAUUAUGUGUGGGGGCUGAGGGUGGACCCCAUCUACCGUUUUGGGAAGCUUCGUGUGAUUGUGAGUGUCUCAAACCUUCUCUUCUUACAGUAUGUUCCGGAGAAGGUUGCUUCCUUCUGGUUAUCUUGAUGGCCUCGUUGAUUGAUCGGUCAUAAUCAUCAAAUGUGUAGGAGACUUGUUUUCUACCACGAAGGGAUCGGCCGGGACCCAGUCCAUCCACAAU